GCGCUCGGCCCAGGCGGGCGGCGAUGGCGGCGGCGGAUUUGGGGCGACUUUGGGCCUAAAGCGGCUCCGCGCUCGUCAUUAUUUGUAACCAUAGAGCAUGAAUUACCUCUUGAGGUCAUCAGCGAGAAUUUACGACUGGUCAACAAAAGCACGUGACGCCCGAACGCACCCCCCACCCUCCCCCCAUAUUUGGCCGCAUACAUAGCAAAAACGAAGUACAGUGCAUCGCUAUAAUUCAUUAAUACAUCAUAAAUCGUCAAGCACGGGGGUUAUAACGACCACGAGCCACAAAUCAAGCCCUCCAAAAUAACCCAAAUGAGCUCUUACUUUGUAAACUCGUUCUCAGGGCGCUACCCAAAUGGCCCCGACUAUCAGUUACUAAAUUAUGGGACCGGCAGUUCCAUGAACGGUUCUUACAGAGAUUCAAGCACCAUGCAUUCCAGCUCUUAUGGCUACAACUACAAUGGGAUGGACCUUAGCAUCAACCGCUCGGCCUCCUCCAGUCACUUUGGGGCUGUGGGCGAGAGCUCCCGCGGUUUCCCUUCUCCAGCUCAGGAGAGCAGGUUUAGACAGGCGUCCAGCUGCUCCUUAUCUUCUCCCGACUCCCUGCCCUGCUCCAACAGCGAGAGCCACGGAGGCAAACCCGCCCCGUCCCCCUCCGAGCCGGCUCCUGCUGCCAGCAGCACCAACACAAAUUUCACAGAACUAGACGAGACCAGCGCGUCCUCGGGAGCCGACGAGGGCACUCCAAUAAGCAGCAGCAUCCCCCGAGCGCAGGCAGAGCCCAUCGCGACCUCCACGGCAGCGACAGAAGGGCAGGCACCUCAGAUAUUCCCUUGGAUGAGGAAACUUCACAUUAGCCAUGACAUGACUGGACCAGACGGGAAGAGGGCGAGGACAGCGUACACUCGCUACCAGACGCUGGAGUUGGAGAAGGAAUUCCACUUCAAUAGAUAUCUCACCCGCAGGAGGAGAAUCGAGAUCGCUCACGCGCUCUGCCUCUCCGAGCGCCAGAUCAAAAUCUGGUUCCAGAACCGGCGCAUGAAGUGGAAGAAGGAUAACAAACUGAAAAGCAUGAGCCUGGCCUCGGCCGGCAGCGCCUUCCAGCCCUGAGCCCCGCCGGGGGAGAGGAAAAAAGGAAAAGGAAGGAGGAGAAGAGGGAAAAAAAAAUUAAAUUAAAAAAAAAAAAACCCACCCCAAAACCACAACGAGUGAAAAAUGGAAUGAAGAAGGAGCGGCGGAGGGGAGGUUUGGGAGGACUUCGGGGCCGGUUCCUCCCAAAAGCGGCUCCUGGGGUCCCCUCAGGACUGAGCUCGGGGCUGGCAAGUUUGGGGGGUUUUGUGGUUUUUUUUUUUUUUUUUUGUUGUUGUUUGUUUAAAAACAAAACAAAAAAAAAAGAUUAAAUUUUAUUUCCAGAUGCUCCUCCUGCUCUCGUUGUUCUUCUAACUGUGUGUGUCCGUGCUCUCUUGGUGCUUUCUGGAAAGCUGGCAUGUGUUCUGUGAGCCCUUUGAAUGUGAUAACUUAUUUAUGAAUCCAGAACAGAAACGCUUCUUGCUGCAUUUGUUGGGAUUUUCUCCUUUUUUUUUUUUAAUUUUUUUUUUUUAAUUUUCCCCCCCUCCUUUCCCCUUUUUUUCCCGCUCUUGGGUGAGUUUUUCUCUGCCUGAGCGAAAAUUGGGGGUUCCUGCACUACGCUGGCAGACAAAA
Molecule: messenger RNA, 1704 nt
Organism: Serinus canaria (Common canary)
Lineage: Eukaryota; Metazoa; Chordata; Aves; Passeriformes; Fringillidae
Gene: HOXB5
Product: homeobox B5
Exons: 2
Coding region: 316-1113 (265 amino acids)
Biological process (GO): anterior/posterior pattern specification; regulation of transcription by RNA polymerase II
Cellular component (GO): nucleus
Molecular function (GO): RNA polymerase II cis-regulatory region sequence-specific DNA binding; DNA-binding transcription factor activity, RNA polymerase II-specific
Source: RefSeq, a predicted model, not a curated record